Molecule: messenger RNA, 3817 nt
Organism: Vespa crabro (European hornet)
Lineage: Eukaryota; Metazoa; Arthropoda; Insecta; Hymenoptera; Vespidae
Product: sodium channel protein Nach-like
Exons: 10
Coding region: 596-2185 (529 amino acids)
Biological process (GO): sodium ion transmembrane transport
Cellular component (GO): membrane
Molecular function (GO): ligand-gated sodium channel activity
Source: RefSeq, a predicted model, not a curated record
UAUAAAUGUUAGAAUAUACAUUAUAUAUGUAUAUGCAUAUAUAUAUAUAUAUAUAUAUAUAUAUAUAUAUUUUUGUCGUUGAAAUCUCGUUCUGUAAAAAUUAUUUUCUAAGAAUAAUUUCCACAAGAAGCGGACGAUUUCUUAUAUUGUAAAUAGGCAUAUUUUUAUAUCUGAACGCAACCAUUAAUUUAUUUGUACGUUCUGUUUAAGCUUAGUUGAUGUUUUAAAGCAAAUUUUUAUCAACAGUUGUAAAUAAAAGAUCGGUCGUAUUAAACGACGAUCACAACCUGACUCAUAGAUAUUAUCUUUUUAUAUGAUUCAUAAAUUAAUGCUCUACUAGUUCAUUAGAAUAAGAUACGUUUAACGUAGCUAAUUAUUAUUUUAAUGUUAUAAAUUAUAAAUAUUUUUAAUAUUAAUGCGCACAAUAGCGAUUUGAAACACGAUAAUACAGAUCUCAAGGAUACUUUAAAUAAUUUAUUUCUAAAGAGAAAAUAUAUAAAUACGAUUGUUGCACGCCAUAUUCAUGGCAUAUACAAACAAGAACUACAUUCGAUUAGAGUUAACGGGAAGAAGUUAAAGUUACUAAUAAAUAAAUAUGUCGAAAACAAUUAUGGUAGAAUUGAAUAUCAAUGAAAAAAUAAAAAAGGAUGUUCCUGACGUCAAGAAGAUCAAUGAUGAGAAAAGAUUGAAAAACAAGUCAACUCUUAUUUCGACAAACGCCAAUCGUAAAAAACGCAUUACCCUAAAGAUACUUCAAGAUUUCACUGAUUCUAGUUCGUUACAUGGUGUAAAAUAUCUUGGUAUGCAAACUAUCGUUACCAGUUACAUGGGAAAAUUUAUAUGGCUUUGUACAAUGAUCACUGGAAUCGUCGGUAUAGAUAUAAUGUUGAAAAAAUUGUUGUACCGCUUGGAUGAAAAUCCGACAGAAUUUUUCGUAAAAACAUUUCAUGCACCGAUAUUUCUCGCCGCAUUUCCUGCUAUCACAAUUUGUCCUAGCAAACUGACUAUUCUAAAUACGCAAAUGGAUUUAAUGCGGCAUGUAAAAUUGCCUGAAAAUAUGAGUAUCGAGGAAGCGAUGUUCUUCGUCAGAUAUGGAGCUGAGAUAACCAUAUUGGAAUUUGAAAAAAACAAUGAACAUUUGAAAAAAUUUAAUGCAUUUUUAAAAGAGAAUAAAUGGCAAUUAAUAGAUUUUUUGAAAAUAUUCAAUCCUUGUGAAAAUAUGAUCGAAUCGUGUUGGUGGCACGAAAAGAAAAUAAAUUGUACUGAUUAUAUAAAACAGUCUUAUACGAAUAACGGAAUAUGUUGUUCUUACAAUUAUUAUUUGGAACAUCUUAUGACAUAUAAAACACGUUAUCAAGAAGUACCAGUACUUCGUACGGCUCGUUCUGGAUCAAAAUCUGGUCUGACCAUAAUAUUCAAUCGUGAUUUAUUCUUCGAAGAUAAUAAAACAAAAAUUACGAAUUUCAUAAACAAUAUAAAACUUUUGGUUUAUAUUCAUCACACUUUGAGUUAUCCAAACGCCGAGACUAUUGGAUAUACUUUGCAAAAAGGAGAAGGAUUAAUGCUGGAGGUGCAACCGAUUAUUAAAAAAAAACCAUCAACUAUUUAUCACGAAUACUUCAAUGGUAUUUUACAACCCGAUUGCAUUUUAAAUUCCGAAAAAAGUCAAUUACACUUUUUCAUCGAAUAUCAACAAUCAAAUUGCUUUGUUAAUUGUUUGAUCAGAGAUAUAUACAAUGCGUGCGAUUGUCUUCCUUACAUUUAUGCACCAAUGGCAAAUUAUACUUCACUUCCGUUAUGUGAAUUGGAUGAUACCAAGUGUUUGUAUAAAUACAUGAAAAGUAAAAAGUCGAUGAAUUAUGACAAUUGUUUUUGUGUAAAUCUUUGUGAAGAUACAACAUACCAAAUAUCGUCGAUUAAAUAUUUAUUGAAAGAAACACCAUUAUCUUUAUCACCGAUUUAUCAACAUUUAACGACUACACAUACAAUUUUAAACGUUUAUUGGAAAAUGGACGCCUUCAUGAUCUUCGAAACGAAAUCAACUUUCAUUGAUUGGAAAAAUCUUGCUGAAGUAGGUGGAAUAUUCAAUCUAUUUCUUGGUUGUAGUAUCAUCAGCGCCGUAGAAAUUUUAUACUUCGUUUAUCUAUUUUUUCGUAAGAUUUUUAAGAAAGAAAUCAUAUUGUAAUUAAGUUAAUACAACGUCUCGAAUAAUCCAUAUUGAUGUUGAUAAUAAACAUUGAAUAGCUUUUCUGAAAUAUCGAUUGUCUCUUUUGUUCAUGGCUCAAGUAAAAUUGGGGAAAAAGAAAAACAAAAAAAAAAGAAAAGAAGUCGAUUAUAAUUCAUUUUGAUGUUAUCGAUUUUCUUUCUGUAUUAUAAAUUUUGUGUCAAUACAUAUAUAGCAAUGAUGUUUACAGGGCACGAUAAUACUAUUCGUAACGACCUGAAUUCAAAGCAAGUAGAUCUAUUUCCAGCGAUUACUGGAACGUGGCCAUCUGCCAGUCUUUCCACGAGCUCGAAUGUAAAAUUAUUUAUUACAACGAGUUUCUACUUUGAUGUUGUCCACCAUUGAACGACGAUUAUCAUGAUGCUCUUGUCACACGACGUGUAUUAAUUAUUAAUCAGCAAAGGUGCAUGUCAUCAUGGUUUCUUUCAUUUUCUUUUUGACAUAAAAAACGAUUAGUAAAUCGUAUAAAUUUAAUCAUUGUAUAUAUAUAUAUAUAUAUAUAUAAUUAUAUAUAUAUAUAUAAUUUAACGUAACGGCAUACAUUUGGAUUCGAAUAGACACGCGAUAAAUUUUGAUACAAUUCCUAAUAGGAGUUAGAUCUAUUUUUCAAGUAGAAAGAUUUACGUUUGAGAUUAUCCUUGAGAUUAAACGCAGAAAAGUUUGUUCUCCUUAUUGACAGGAGAUUUAACUUCGCCGAAUAAUACUUGGGGGAACUUAGACGAUUUAUAAGGAACUUACGUAACGAAUGAUUUUCGUUUGUGAAACGAACGAUGGAAUAAACAUUCUAUCGGGUCAUUAUUUAUUGCUUUUUUAGAUGGAACAGGACUAAAGGAGGAACAUUGAUAUUCCUUUCGUUUUUCUCAUCAGUUAUUUUCGGAUCUUCUAUAGAAAAUACUGAUUUCCUCUUCUAUAUGUAUCAACGUAGGUACACGUAGUGGUGAAACAGUGAAACACCGAAGAAGAGAACUAAAAGCAUCGGCUAUUUUCGUAUAAACACCCACGCUUUCCAUGUUCAUCGUCCAUGUAAUCCAAACGUUUACUUAUUUUCUACAGAUGGCAAGGCCCAUACUUUUCAUUUUUCUCUUUUCUUUUCUUUUUAUUUUUCCUCCAUCCUCACGGCCAUUGACUUUUUCAUCCUAAAAUUAAAUUUCACAAACUCUAUUCACAAAUUAUUCCAUACAAAAUAUUUAUACAUUAUAUCUGUCUGUAUACAUUGAUAAUAAAAAUGUUACUUUAUGCGAACAAUAGAAAUAUCAUUCCAUGAUAUUCGAGACAUUUAAUUCGUUCCAAUUUUAUCCCCAUAAAAUAAUUCAUACAGAUUAUUAAAAUAUUUCAAAAUUAUCUAGAUCGCAAAUUCUUCGAAUAUUCAUCCUUGACCUAUAAAUCGUACCAUUGUUUUAUGUGUAAUUAUUUGUCUGUUACCUUCCACCCACUGUCGUUACUUUUAUACAAGCAUUGAAUACGUUAACACAAUGAAACGAAUACAUUCAUUCAAUUGCACCCACACACAUCGAAUACCCGUUUUCGUAUUAAAUUUUUUUCCAUUUUUUUUUUCUUUUGUUCCUUUUGUUCUUUUUUUUUUUUUAAAUAUUU